UCACCGUCCCUUUCGUGACCAAUCGCACCAACCGUGCUUCAUUUUCUAAUACAUUUAGGCUCCAGCUCUUUGGCGACCCACCGCUCCUCUUCCUCCCCAACACACUCGUACAAGCUCACAGUUCAGCCCCCUGUGGUGGGCAGGCAGUCUCUCACGUUGGCGCUUUUUGUGCUCGUGUGCACAUUUUACAUUUAUAGGGGGGAAGAAGAUGAGGACCACGAUGGCUCCGGAUAUGAAAACAGCAUUAUUCGUUUUUAUGCACUGGGUGCUCCAGUAUGGUAUGUGCCGUGAUGUGACUCUUCCCAGUGGACCCCUCUUCCGUGUUGCUGGGUUCCGUCUCUCCCUGCCAUGUCACGUGUCCGGAUAUGAAGGCUCGCGUAUCCAAGAAUUCGAGUGGUACCUGUAUAGGGAUGAUGCCGGCGGAAGGCAGAUGGGAGUGGUGUCCACCAGGGACAAAGGUUUCCCGUACGCCCCAUUCCAGGCUAGAGUGAGGAACGGGGAGGUGAGAGUGGAGAGGGAUUCGGGGGACACAGUCCGACUGGUGAUCCAGAGGCUUCGGCCUGAAGACCAGGGGAAAUAUGAGUGUUAUACACCCAGCACAGACAGCACCUAUCAGGGAAAUUACAGCGGGUCAGUUGCUGUUAAAGUGAUUCCAGACUCACUCCAAAUCAGCUAUACUCGCUCCCUAACCAGCCAACCUGUUCCUGAAGGAGCUGAAUUAACUCUGACAUGCUCAUCCAGCAUCCAGUCGGAGCAGCUCACCCAUCUGUCCAUCACGUUCGGAAAGCGGGGUGGAGGAGAGCGUUCCGACAGCGAAGCUGGCAGCGAGGUCAGCACCAUUAGAGAGAUCAUCUCCAUCGACAAGCUUUUGGGGGUUGUUCCAGGACCGUUCUACAAGAAACGCUACGAUGAUGGAGAAAUCACGCUGGAAAAGAGGAAUGGAGAGGGUGGACAGGGGUUGUUCGUGAUGAAGAUGAAGGCGGUGCAGCCCAGUGACGCUGGGUCGUUUUUCUGUGAGGCCUCGCAGUGGAUUCGGGACCCUGAUCGAACGUGGCAAAGGAUUGCUCAGAGGACGCUGGAUAUCGGCAACUUAACCGUUCAGCAACUAGUGGAGUCUCUGGAUGUAGCAUCCUCACCGAGGGGCGAGGUGACUCUUCAGGUGGGUUCCCCUCUCAUCCUGACCUGUGAGGUGUUGGGGCUGGCGUCUGAAGUGAACUCAGGUCUGCUGGUGCAGUGGAUGAAAAGGGGAUCUGUAAGCAGUGAUGUGGUUGGAACCAGGGGAGUAGAGGUUGAAGUGGCUCGAAUGAGCCCGGAUGGUAUUGUAAGCUGGGGAGAUGAUCUCAGCAGAGCCAGUGGUGGCUCUUUGGAGAAAGUGUCAGAGGGCAAGUACUCUUUAAAGCUCUUCUCUGCCCGUCCUGCCGAUUCAGGGGUUUAUCGCUGUGUGGUGAGUGUGUAUGCUGGCAGAAAAAAACCCAGCCCUUCUACGCCUGCAACGCUCACCCAGAGAUCAGAGGGAGUCGCCGUCAACCUGAAGACCAAAGAUGUUUUGGUUUCAGCUGUGGCUCGGCUCUCCCGUGGACCUCUGCUGAAACGAGGCAGCACCAUCACCCUAAUCUGUAACACCACUGUGACAACCACAGGUCCGGUGCAGGUUCAGGUGCAAUGGCUGCGCUGGCCGAUUCCUGAACCAGUCAUCACAAGGAACUCGGGUGGUGUUCCGUUGGACUUGGAAGCUGUGACACAACCUAAGCCCAUUGCCACUCUAAUGUACAAUGGUGUAGCAAAUAUCAACCAUAGUGAGAUCAGCAUUGACCGGCUGUCUGCCAACAGCUACAGACUGAGGAUUCACAUGGCAACGGAGGAGGACCAGGGCUUGUAUGGAUGUCAUGCAGAAGUGUGGGGGCAGGACCCGCAUGGCGGCUGGUACGACACCGGGGCCAGAUCAGUGUCAAAUUUAGUGACUGUUUACCUGUAUGCCAGAGCUGCUGACCUCCUACUCAUCCCUCUGGUGGUUGGCGUCUCAUCGGCCUUGUUUGUCGGCAUCGUCAUUAUUGCAACGGUAACCUGCUGCUUCAUGAAGCGGCUAUCAAGACGGAGAGCUCAGAAAUAAGCAUCCAUGAUGCCACCAGCUUUUUGGGAACUACUUUUUAACUAAAAGAGGUACUGCAGAGAUUACAGGGGCCACCCCACUGCAAAAUGACUUGAAAACUAAAUUAAAGACGUUGACAUCUUUCAUCUUGGAUUAUCUGUGUUUGGAUGUAUAUGUUCACAAUUAAUGCCAAAACAUUUAUUUUUAUUAUUCUCUUAAUGUUUAGUAAUACGUCAUGCACCAAUAGCAGGUUAGAACAAUUGAUUUUUCUGCUUCACUUUGCAAGAGGAGCUAAUACCUGUUUUCAUAUUAUCCUAAACCACAUUUUAGUUAUAUUGUUGUCUAAGUUGUAUGUAAAUGAAAUGAGGGUCUGUAUAGAUUAUUGAACAAGCACGAAGCUGAAAUUCAUGCAGGUUUCAGUGAAUUGACUCUCUCUGUAAAAGAUUAUCAACUGUCACGUGUUACAGGGCCGUGUUACUUAACAGAUCAGAUUUCUUUUGUAUGAUGCUGGACAUGUAGGUCAUCAUAUGUUUACUAUUUAUGCAGAGUUCCAGUGGACAUCUUGUGAAUUUUCCAGUUGCUUCUUGUUCAAACUGCAUGUUUUUGUUUUGAAUACAAAACCCCACAAUGUGUAAAUGUACACGCCUGGCUUCAGGCGCUCACUGACAGUCACAUGAAUGCUGAUGGGAGCUGUUUAGCCUCCAGUUUCUUAAUAUGAGCAGAGAAACUCCGUCUGCAGCCCAGAGCAGCUCUGCAAGUAAACAAAGCGUCUGUCUGUCAGUUAACACAGAGGUUAAUGGAUGGGAACUUUCUCGUGGAAACCAGUUGAGCACCAGUUGUUGCUUCAUUCUGUUGUGAAUUUCCAAAGCAGACUUUUAUGUUUUUAAAAAUUUGACAAAGAUAAAUGAAGAUACCCUCUGCACUAAGCUGAAAUCUGUUCAAACUUGGCUGAGUUUGCCAGUCAAAUUUAUUUAAUGUUAAACAAUGCUUUGAUUAGCAUGCUGCAGCAGGCUGCUCCUUUUAACGUACUUGGACAAAAACGAGUCUGCAAUCUUAAAGCCAAAAAGCCAGUUUCUUGCUCUUUUUCUCUCGUGUGGUUAAUGCUUCUGCCAAGGGACUGAGAUCGAAAACUAAUUUGUUCUUCUGACCAACAGGGUAGCAGUUUUUCUUUUUAAAUUACGUUAUUGCUGUUUAAUAGAUACUGCGGUUUUCCUGAGGUGUCCUGCCAUAUGAUCUGAUAGUUUGGUGAAGUGUCUCCAUCACCCUCAUCCUCAUGUGGUCCAGGAAAGCUUUAGAAAGCUUUUUAUGGCUAUGGCUCCCACUGCUAGCCCACAAAAAUGUGUUGGAGAGAUCCAGUGUGUCUGUGUUUAAUCCAUCCUCCUCUCCCUGUUGAAAAUAACUCCUAAAAAAAAAAAAAAGUGUGGUCGUGUAAGAUUACAUGCAUGGACUUUUAGUCUCUUUCUCUCUGCAGGAGACUGUCUGAAUCUCCAUGUCUUCCUUUACUGGUGUUUCCCAAACUGUGAUUAUAAAUGUUCAAAGACAGUUUGGAGUAAAAUCACAGCUCUGCUUGUUACCUGAGCCACUUUGUUCCAGACUCAAAGCUGAUCUGCUGCCCACAACACUUUGUACACCAAUGGGGAUACCUGUGAACACAGCAGCAGCAGACAGUGCUGUGGGGAUGUAUUUUCAGAUGGGAGUUAGCAAGUAUCUGCGUGUUCAUCUCUAAUCCCCGUUUAUAGCUGCAGCGAAUCCUGCCGCCCUUCCCCCACGCUCCGUGUGGCUGACAUUCGAUUUGUUUUCAAUCUCUGUUCUCCGUGAAGUAUGCCCCUUUGUGAAGAGUUUUUGCACAGCGUGAAAAGAUAUCAAUUCUGCUUUUGUGUGGAAUUUUCCAAAAAAGAAAUUUAGUUUGAACUGUUUACUGAUGCUACGUUCCACUGUUCUUGAAUGCACCCAACUGCCAUUGAAAUAUAUAAACAUAAAAGCAGGUUGCUUUUCACAUUUGUUUCUUAUGGUGCUUUGGCAAACCCGCCAGCUGAUUUACAAACCAAUAAAACAGUCUGGAUUUUCAA
This is a messenger RNA of Girardinichthys multiradiatus, 4158 nucleotides long. It is a transcript of the gene igsf8, whose product is annotated as immunoglobulin superfamily, member 8. The coding region runs from base 209 to 2110 and encodes 633 amino acids. The record is from RefSeq and is a predicted model, not a curated record. The transcript has 8 exons. Lineage: Eukaryota; Metazoa; Chordata; Actinopteri; Cyprinodontiformes; Goodeidae.